Molecule: messenger RNA, 2119 nt
Organism: Durio zibethinus
Lineage: Eukaryota; Viridiplantae; Streptophyta; Magnoliopsida; Malvales; Malvaceae
Biological process (GO): ethylene-activated signaling pathway; regulation of DNA-templated transcription
Molecular function (GO): DNA binding; DNA-binding transcription factor activity
Source: RefSeq, a predicted model, not a curated record
UCAAAAAAGCUGAAAGCUUUUGAAAUUCCUUAUCGACAUAUAAAACCACCUACCAUUCAUUUGAAAUCAAAAGCUCUCCUUCAAUUUUUGCUCCAAAACCUGCACAGCAGGGUAAGUCUUUAGACAAAUUUUUUUUAAAUUUCAAGAAAACCGAAAAGAGAAACCCAAAGAUUACAUUGGUUUUCAUGUGCUUACUCAACAAGGUGGCGCACCAAAGAGGUUCAGGUGAGUACGUCAGGUGUCCUCCUGUUGAAGAUGGCGGUCCUGAAGAACAACAACAAGAUAGUUACAGCCAAGAAAUACAAUCCCAGUUUUCUCAAAUUCAAGAACUGAACCAGCCGAUGAUGCAACAUAGGAAUCAAGCAGAAAUGUAUUUUGGAUCACAAAGUCAAGCGACCGAGAUGUCUGCAAUGGCAUCUGCCCUGACACAUGUUUUCCCCGGACAAAGAGCUCCUGAUUGGGGUUACGGUGCUAAGUUAGCUGGCAUGGUCUCCUCUAGUUUUGGACGUAGUGGUUCAGCUGCUUCUCCUUCUUCUUAUUCUUCUUCGGCUUCUCCAUCUGGUUCUGGUUCCAGUUCUGGUUCUGGUCUAUGGAUUGGUCAAAAAAGAGGCCGUGAAGAAAAGGAUGCUGCUCAAUUGAUUGAGUCUGUACCAAGGGUUCAAAGAGCUUUUGCUGAUUUCAGAGGCUCUCAUGCCGAUUCAUCGUCUGGUGCAAGUGCAACUACGGUUACUGAAGAAACUACAAACAUCGUUGCACCACCAACAACAUCAACAGAAACAGUGGCAGCCGCAGCAGCAUCGGCAUCCCUUGAAGAAUCCGGUGAGCGGAGAAGAAGAUAUAGAGGCGUUAGGCAAAGGCCAUGGGGGAAAUGGGCAGCAGAAAUACGUGAUCCGCACAAAGCAGCCAGAGUUUGGCUUGGUACUUUUGAUACAGCAGAAGCCGCAGCAAGAGCUUAUGAUGAAGCUGCCUUGAGAUUCAGGGGAAACAGGGCCAAGUUAAAUUUCCCGGAAAAUGUCAGGCUUGUUCCUCAACCAAUGCAGAAUUUUCCUGCUACCCAAACAUCAGUUUCUAGUUCUCUAACAACCCAUUUUCCACCAUCUCACUCCAUACCAAUGCGAUCAUAUUACCAAUCCGAACCCCUUCAGAGCUCCACUGCUGAUAUGCUGAGAGAUUAUUGGCAGUAUUCUCAGUUGCUACAGAGUUCUACUGAUUUCCAUGGACAACAAGCUACAAGCUUGCUAGAGCAUAUGAUUCAAUCUUCUCAAUUACCUAAUAUUCAACAGCCAUUACUCUCUUCUUCUUUGCCAUCUUUGCCUUCUUCAUUUGCAGCUUCUUCUGCUUCUGCUUCUGCUUCUGCUUCUACAUCAUCUUCCUCCGCUUCUUUUCCUCUGCUUUUUGCUGGGCAGCAACAGAUGGGCAUUUUCAGGCAGCCAUCUAAUCAAACUCAGGCUAGUGGGUCAGAUUUUCCGUUGCCGCCCUGGUCUUAUCCUGGUCAUUAUCCUUCUUCAUCUACUGGUUAAUAGUAAUCCCAUUUUUUUUAUAAAAAAAUUUAUUAUUAUUAUUUUUUUACUUUGAGGAUAUUUUCCCUGCCAUUUCAUUUUUAUUGUAUUUUUUAUUUAAUUGUUUAACUCUGUAUUUGCAUGUAGCUAGAUUGAUUUGAAUAAAAAAUGAAAAAGAAAAAGUAAAAAGGAACAUAAAAAUCAGUAUAAAAGUUAAGAGGGGAUAUUAACGAAGAGGCAUUUAGGAUUUUAGGCAUAGUUUGAUUCUCAAAGGAUUUGAUGUUUACUUUCUCUCAAUUAUCGAACGAAAGAUGUAGAAACCAAUAGCUUUCUUCAAGCUGUCUGUUGUUUGCUUUACAGCCAAAGAUUCAUUAAGAAUGUACUUUGUUUUUUAAUUCUUAUUUUAAUUCAUAAUUAUCCUUUGCUUAUCUGCUCUAAUUUGCCCUCGUUAGCAACUAUUUUUAAGAGUUUCCCUUUGGUGGUUUGGAGUAUCACUUGGUUUUGUCUAUGUCUAAUUUCUUUUUUAAAGAAAUAUAACUUUAUUCCCCGUUUAUGCUUCACCAUUACCAAAUAUGUUUGGUAAUUUGUAAUUAACGUUACAACCAUUGGGUAUUAUUUGA